This is a messenger RNA of Cavia porcellus (domestic guinea pig), 2425 nucleotides long. It is a transcript of the gene Mpig6b, whose product is annotated as megakaryocyte and platelet inhibitory receptor G6b. The record is from RefSeq and is a predicted model, not a curated record. Gene Ontology annotation, cellular component: plasma membrane. The coding region runs from base 80 to 805 and encodes 241 amino acids. The transcript has 6 exons. Gene Ontology annotation, biological process: blood coagulation; platelet formation; megakaryocyte development. NCBI's taxonomy places the organism in Eukaryota, Metazoa, Chordata, Mammalia, Rodentia, Caviidae.
UGCUGCGGUAGCCCCGUGCCCCCUUCCCUCCGGUCUCCUCUGCUGAUUCACUCUGGGCUCUCCCUACCACAUCCCAGUCAUGGCCCUGGUCCUGCAACUGCUGUCUCUGCUGCUCACCAGGGCCCACGGGGACGCGGGGGCUGCUUUGGUCAGUCGGCCUGGGGACCGGGUGAAUCUCUCCUGUGUAGGGGUCUCGCACCCCAUCCGCUGGGCCUGGGCGCCCAGUUUCCCCGCCUGCCAAGGCUUGUCCAAAGGACGCCGCCCGAUCCUGUGGGCCUCAGCCAGCGGAAUCCCCACCGUGCCUCCCCUCCUGCCCUUUGCUGGUCGCCUGCGUUCCCUGGACCCUGCUGUCCGCAGACUGGAGCUGCUCGUGGGUGUAGGGGACUCGGGCACCUUUAUCUGCAAGGGCCACCAAGAAGAAGAGAGCCGCACCCUUUUGCACGUGCUGGGGGACACGGCAGAUUGCAGGCCCCCGGGACCCACCCACGGGUCGGUGUAUCCCCAGGUCUUCAUUCCUCUGCUGGGCGCGGGGCUGGCGCUGGGCCUGGGAGCACUGGGUGUGACCUGGUGGCUACGCAGGCGCGCGCUCCCGCCCCCGCUCCCGCCGCUGCCCGCAUUCGCUCUGUCCCCCCCAUAUAGCUCCAUUUGCGAAAGCGGCGGCCCAGACUCCGGCAGAGGAGGGGGAGGACCCAGAGAUUCCAGGGGACCGGGACCCAGACCCGGAGGAGCCGAGCCUGCUGUACGCAGACCUGGACCACACGGCCCUCAGGAGGCCCCGCCGGCUGUCUUCCAUGGUCCCUGCUGACACGUCCACAGUCUACGCAGUUGUAGUUUGAAGGGAAGCUUUUGUCCAGCCCUCCUGGGGGGGGGGUGUGCUCCCUGCCUGCUCUAAUCUUGACCUCCCCCUAGAAGAGGAAGUCCAGGGGGGCCUGGGUUCCAGGCUCUCUCUGCCACAGAGCUUGCUCCUUCGGUCAUUCCCAGUCUUCCUUCAAUUCCCACGAUUCCUUCUCCAUCUGUGUCUUCUCCAAGCCUCGCUAAGCCCUGUCUCCUUGUCAUAAGACAUCUGAAUUCCCCCAUGUUAGCCCAAUGUCUUCAGAAUCGUUUUUUGAUCGGCAGUAUAGGCCUCUCCCUGCUGCUCUCCUGCUGAAAUUGCUUACUCUCUACAAGGGUGCCAGUGAUGUCCUGGGCGCCAUCCUCCAGCAUUCAUCUGGCUUGGCUUGGAUCGUCCCCUUUAAGCUGUUUUACUUGCCGCUGGUGUCUUCUGAAUUCCCCUCCCUAAUUCACCAGCCCCAACAUUCUAGGUUUGCCCCUUUUUUCCCUUCAGCCCUCUUCAGGGAAGCUUCUAUCCACAGCCCUUCUUCAGCCCCGCUCUUUACAAAUGGCACCAGAAUUCUCUUCUGUCUAGAUCUAGUGCCUUGUAUCCAGCAGCCCCAGGCAUUUUGCAAAUGUCAAACCCAGCUCACUGUCUUCUCCCAAAUCACUUGAGGAAUCCUUGAGAUAGUAAACCAGCCAUCCCUGAAACUCACUGCAGCCCAGGCUGGCCUUGAACUCAAAGUGAUCAUCUUACCUUAGCCUCCCUAGUGCUAGGAUUACAGGCUUGUGCCACCAUGCCUGGCCCCUCCUCUAGACUCUCUUCUGAGGGCCAGGGAUUUAGCUCAGUGGUGUAAGAGCUUGCUUGACAAGCACAAAGUUGUGAGUUUGAACCCCAGUACCAGAAAAUAAACAAACAUAAAUAAAUUCUCUUCUGAACAACCCAGUUGCCCAAGCCAGAAACUGGGAGUCAUGCAAGACCACGUGGUGAGAUGACCCCCCACACCUCUUUCCUUUGUCACUCCCACACCGUGAGCCAUAGAGCUUUAUCCUUCUACCAGAUGUCACUGUCAGAUCUACACCUGUCUCCAUGCCCAUCACUGACAUCACAUUGUACUUUCCUAACUUCUCUGCUGGGCCAUCCAGUGUCCCAACUCACCCUCUUGCCCUCUGGGAAGCCAGGUAGACCUUCCUCAAGUACUAAACCACUCCCAACAGUCUUCUUUCCAAACUUGGGCAUUUAUCUCUGUACCCUUCAGCUCUGGGCCUGGGGUUUUGAUACAAGGUGACCCAGUGUUUUUUUUUUUUGUCACUCUACAUGCAUACAACAUGCCAACCCAGCCCCCAAAUAUACCUUUGCCCUUUUUCCCCGUUAGAGGACUUGAUCCAGGUAUAUCCUUUGGUGGAAAGUUGUUCCUGACCCUUCUUCCCUAUUCCUGCAUAUACUUUGAUGCCCUAGGGAGUCUCCGUAUUUUUUUCAGAGAACAGCCUCCAGAGAAUUAUUCCAUCACAACCUGUAUUUCCAUCUGUAAGAAACUUUCACAUAUUGUAAAUUUCCUGACACUGACUUUGUUGAUAUAACUGUUGAGCCUCUCAAUAAAUGACUGAAUGAAAA